GGGGGGACUGCUGCAGCAAAUGCCAGCAGCGGGUGUGAUGACAGCAAAUGGACGAGUAGGUGCAGGUGUGGGAGGAGGAGGAGGAGGGAACGGAUCACGUGGUGCAGAAAACGGACUACUUGGUGCAGAAAACGGACCAGGUGCAUCUGAACCGUCCAGUCCGAUAUCUCCGCGGGAAGCGGACGAAGGACAGCCGUUGGUGAGGCACACGAGUUCCACUGCCAGUAGGGGAGGAGGAAUGGAUGGAGGCGGAUUACGUGACCAGGUUCAUUCCGGCUUGGAGAGAGAGAGGGAGAGGGUGGGUGGUGUUACCAGGACCACCAUGGGGAUGAUGACCAGGGAGGAAGAAGACGACAUGAUGGUCGACCAUCAUCAUCAUCAUCACCAUCAAUCCGAACGAAGGUUGAGCUGCCAUAGCCAUGGAGAUGGAGAUAAUGACGACGAAGAGGAGCAGUUUGGCUUGCCUGAUGCCAUCAAACUGGGUCUCGGCGACUUCAUCUUCUACAGUGUAUUGGUUGGUAGGGCAGCCAUGUAUGACUUGAUGACCGUGUAUGCCUGCUACUUAGCGAUUAUGGCAGGAUUAGGGGCGACGUUGGUAUUGCUCGCUGUGUACCGAAAAGCCCUACCCGCUCUACCAUUCUCCAUCGCCCUCGGAGUCAUGUUCUACUUCCUAACGAGAUUAGUUAUGGACCCGUUCGUCGUCGGACUGGCGACGAGACUGCUAUUCUUCUAAUAAUGCUUCUUGUGAAAAAAAAAAAGGAGAGAAAAAGUGCAAGAAGUGUUUCGAGUUUGUAAUUAAAAAAAGUUUUUUUUUUUUUUUUUUUUUUUGGGUGUUUUUGGAAUAGAAUUCCUUUUUUUUUUUUUUCCUAAAUAGAAUUCUUUUUUUUCUGAUAAUUCUUGGAGGAUUGAUCAUGAUGAUCAUCAUGGUGAAGAUGAUGAUGAAUCGUGAUACGAUUUUUUUUUUUUUUUUUUUUUUGAUUUCUUCCGUAAGUGGGUCACCAUAUUUUUUUGAAUUUUGUUUUUGAUUUCGUCCUUAAGUGGGUCACCAUACGACAGA
Molecule: messenger RNA, 1057 nt
Organism: Chara braunii
Lineage: Eukaryota; Viridiplantae; Streptophyta; Charophyceae; Charales; Characeae
Source: the annotation of a GenBank genome assembly